UACUUAACCAUUGGUUUCCACCAGGUAUGAGGGUCCAGCUGUGAGAGGGAGACAAGCGGGAAGAAAACUCUUCGUAAAUGCGCUUAGAAGCAAUUUGGCUGUCAGUUUGGAUGUGGCAGUGGGGUCGAGCCAGAUCCUUUCCGGAGGGUAGAAGAGUUUGCCUUUAAGAUCCUCUGGAGUCAUUUUCUGGUACAAACUGUGAAAAGAAUGCAUUGAAAAUUCUGGCCAAUAGUGGAAAUAUUGGCAUAACCCCCAACUUAGUGUAGCAGUCAUUCUCUUUAGUAGCACCUCAUAAUAGAAGAAAAAUGUAUGGAAGUGCAAGAACAAUCACCAAUCUGGAAGGCAGUCCUUCCAGAUCUCCUCGUUUGCCAAGGUCUCCUCGUUUGGGCCACAGAAGAACAAGCAGUGGGGGAGGUGGAGGAACAGGCAAGACACUGUCCAUGGAGAAUAUCCAGUCCCUUAAUGCAGCCUAUGCUACAUCUGGACCUAUGUAUCUGAGUGAUCAUGAGGGGGUGGCUUCGACAACUUACCCAAAGGGCACCAUGACUCUGGGAAGGGCCACAAAUCGAGCUGUAUAUGGAGGCCGAGUCACAGCCAUGGGGAGUAGUCCCAAUAUUGCUUCUGCUGGACUUUCCCACACAGAUGUUCUUUCAUACACGGAUCAACAUGGUGGUCUGACUAGCUCAUCCCAUCAUCACCACCACCAGGUCCCUUCCAUGUUGAGGCAGGUAAGGGAUAGCACAAUGUUAGACCUUCAAGCCCAGCUCAAGGAACUUCAGAGAGAGAAUGACCUCCUCCGGAAAGAACUAGACAUCAAGGACAGCAAGUUAGGAUCUUCCAUGAACAGUAUCAAGACCUUCUGGAGUCCUGAGCUCAAAAAGGAGAGAGUCUUGAGGAAAGAAGAGGCAGCCCGAAUGUCUGUCCUCAAGGAGCAGAUGAGGGUUUCCCAUGAAGAAAAUCAGCACCUGCAGUUGACAAUCCAAGCCCUUCAGGAUGAGCUUCGGACCCAGAGAGACCUCAAUCACCUCCUGCAGCAAGAGAGUGGCAACCGUGGAGCUGAGCACUUCACCAUUGAGCUGACUGAGGAGAACUUCCGGCGGCUCCAAGCUGAGCAUGACAGACAAGCUAAGGAGCUGUUCCUCUUAAGGAAGACCUUAGAGGAAAUGGAGCUGAGAAUUGAAACACAGAAACAGACCCUCAACGCCCGAGACGAGUCGAUUAAAAAGCUUCUUGAGAUGUUGCAAAGUAAAGGUUUGCCUUCUAAAAGUCUCGAGGAUGACAAUGAACGGACACGGCGGAUGGCAGAGGCUGAGUCUCAAGUCAGCCACUUAGAAGUGAUUUUAGACCAGAAAGAGAAGGAAAACAUACAUCUUAGAGAGGAAUUGCACCGAAGGAGCCAACUUCAGCCGGAGCCAGCAAAGACGAAGGCUCUCCAGACUGUCAUUGAAAUGAAGGACACAAAAAUCGCUUCAUUGGAGCGAAACAUAAGGGAUCUGGAGGAUGAGAUCCAGAUGUUAAAAGCCAAUGGUGUGCUGAACACUGAGGACCGCGAAGAAGAGAUCAAACAAAUAGAGGUUUACAAAAGUCACUCCAAGUUCAUGAAAACCAAGAUUGAUCAACUGAAGCAGGAGCUUUCAAAGAAGGAGUCAGAACUUCUUGCCUUACAAACAAAGCUUGAAACCCUUAGCAAUCAAAAUUCAGAUUGCAAGCAACACAUUGAAGUGCUUAAAGAGUCGCUUACUGCCAAAGAACAGAGGGCUGCCAUCCUUCAGACCGAGGUGGAUGCGCUGAGGUUACGAUUAGAGGAGAAAGAAUCUUUUCUCAAUAAAAAAACAAAACAGCUGCAGGACCUAACAGAAGAGAAGGGGACACUGGCCGGAGAGAUUCGAGACAUGAAGGACAUGUUAGAAGUGAAGGAAAGAAAAAUCAAUGUUCUUCAGAAGAAGAUUGAAAACUUGCAAGAACAGCUUAGAGAUAAAGACAAACAACUAACCAAUCUGAAAGACAGAGUAAAGUCCUUGCAGACGGAUUCCAGUAAUACGGAUACUGCGCUAGCAACACUCGAAGAGGCUUUGUCAGAAAAGGAGAGAAUAAUUGAGCGUUUGAAAGAACAGCGGGAGAGAGAUGAUCGGGAAAGACUAGAAGAGAUAGAAUCUUUCCGGAAAGAGAACAAAGAUCUGAAAGAGAAGGUCAAUGCUUUACAAGCUGAACUGACUGAAAAAGAGUCUAGUUUAAUUGACCUCAAGGAACAUGCAUCUUCAUUAGCCUCAGCAGGACUGAAAAGGGACUCCAAAUUAAAAUCUCUAGAAAUAGCCAUUGAACAAAAGAAAGAAGAAUGUAGCAAAUUGGAAGCACAGUUAAAAAAGCAAGCUGAGCAGUUGUUCAAUCAGAUGUACAAUCCAGCUCAUAAUGUUGAAGAUGACUCCAGGAUGAACCCCGAGUUUGCAGACCGAAUAAAACAACUUGAUAAAGAGGCAUCUUACUACCGUGAUGAGUGUGGCAAGGCCCAAGCGGAAGUUGACCGGUUGCUGGAGAUCCUCAAGGAGGUGGAGAAUGAAAAGAAUGACAAGGACAAGAAGAUUGCAGAACUUGAGAGCUUGACUCUCAGGCAUAUGAAGGAUCAGAAUAAGAAGGUGGCCAACCUCAAGCACAACCAACAGUUGGAAAAGAAGAAAAAUGCCCAAUUACUGGAAGAAGUCCGCAGGCGAGAAGAUAGCAUGGCUGACAACUCACAGCACUUGCAGAUAGAGGAACUGAUGAAUGCACUGGAGAAGACCCGACAGGAACUGGAUGCCACCAAGGCACGCCUGGCCUCCACGCAGCAGUCUCUGGCUGAAAAAGAAGCGCAUUUAGCCAACCUCCGGAUAGAAAGGAGAAAACAGCUGGAGGAGAUCCUGGAGAUGAAACAGGAAGCACUGCUUGCGGCAAUCAGUGAAAAAGAUGCAAAUAUUGCCUUGCUGGAAUUGUCUGCUUCCAAAAAGAAAAAGACACAGGAAGAAGUUAUGGCCCUCAAGCGGGAAAAAGAUCGACUUGUGCAUCAGUUAAAGCAGCAGACCCAGAACAGAAUGAAGCUGAUGGCAGAUAACUAUGACGAGGACCACCACCAUUACCACCACCACCACCACCACCACCACCACCGGUCUCCUGGGAGGUCGCAACAUUCCAAUCACAGGCCCUCUCCCGACCAGGAUGACGAGGAGGGCAUAUGGGCAUAG
Molecule: messenger RNA, 3215 nt
Organism: Callorhinus ursinus (northern fur seal)
Lineage: Eukaryota; Metazoa; Chordata; Mammalia; Carnivora; Otariidae
Source: RefSeq, a predicted model, not a curated record